Molecule: messenger RNA, 1278 nt
Organism: Geodia barretti
Lineage: Eukaryota; Metazoa; Porifera; Demospongiae; Tetractinellida; Geodiidae
Source: the annotation of a GenBank genome assembly
AUGUCUUCGGAGGAGAGUACGAGCAGCGAGAGCGAGAGCGAGGAAGAGGCGAUCGAUGGCGAGGACAAGAGGAAGAGGGGUGCGCCCGAAGGAGCCCCUCGUAUUGCCAGCGGCCCUCUCAUGGAGGGAGAAGACGAUGAAGAGCUGAGGGAAGAAGAGAGGGAGCUGAUAGCUGCGAGCGGGAGCCGGUUUCGCCGGUUCGCCUUCGACCUGGUGGAGUCCCGCUGGUUCAGCUUCUCCAUCCUGGCCGUCAUAAUCCUCAACACCGUCUUCAUCGCUGUCCAGACCUCUAAAUACGUCGUGGCCAAGGCUGGCAAGUGUCACUCCAAGUGGUGGCUGAUGCUGGUGGAUCAAGUGUUCCUGGCCAUAUACAUCGUUGAACUGAGCCUCAAAAUAUACGUCUGGAGACUAAAGUUUUUCAAACAGUUCUGGAACAACUUCGAUGCAGCCAUUGUGGCCUCGAGUCUGAUAGACUUCCUCAUUCCACUCAUUGUCCAGAACAUCGGUGUCUUUGAUCCCAGCGUCUUCCGGGUCCUGCGUGUGUUCAGAGCCAUCAGGGCUCUCAGGGCCCUCCGAGUUCUCAGAACAAUCAGACACGGUAGGCUUGCUUUGGUUGUGAAUUCGGGAUGUCUGUUAUAUUAUCUGUGUUGUCCAAUUGGUGGAUGGGACUUUGACAGCUGUGCAGACAUAUUUGCCAUCAUAGGCAGGGGACUGUACGGUGAGGUGGACCCUGCCCGGUUUGGUAAUCUGGGGCGGGCUUGUUUCACCCUCUUCCAGUUGAUCACUCUCGACGACUGGUUCUUCAUGUACUCCACAGUCCGGGACGAGCACCCAGAGCAUGGUCACAUCAUUGUGUACCUGUUACUGUUCACCAUUAUGGAGACUUUCAUCUUCAUCAAUCUAUUUGUGGCAGUGAUCGUGGAUAACCUGGCACGCACACAGGCAGUGGCCAACGCCACUAAACCCAAGAAGCUCCCUGAACUGGACAAGAAGACAGAGAUGGUGCAGGAGAGUGACCAGGAGUUACACCCGGCGGCUCUACUCACUUCAGCAGGCCACGGCAGAGGGAGAAGAGCAGAUGAAGAGAGGGCUGGGGAGAAGCAGCCAAAGACAGUUGAUGACUUCUACAGCCCAGAGCAGUAUUCACCAAGGAAGAGGGAGCUGAUGGGAAGAUUCCUCCAGCUGCUGGCGUCACUAGAACACCACACCUUCACCGCCCAGAGACACUCCCAGGUCCUCGACGAACUGGUCGACCUCGUGGACUUCUCCAAGAACUGA